Molecule: messenger RNA, 1307 nt
Organism: Archocentrus centrarchus (flier cichlid)
Lineage: Eukaryota; Metazoa; Chordata; Actinopteri; Cichliformes; Cichlidae
Product: XK-related protein 8-like
Exons: 3
Coding region: 1-1230 (409 amino acids)
Biological process (GO): phosphatidylserine exposure on apoptotic cell surface; engulfment of apoptotic cell; apoptotic process involved in development
Cellular component (GO): plasma membrane
Source: RefSeq, a predicted model, not a curated record
AUGUCAGGCACUGAGGCUGAGUUUAAAUACUGCAGUCGGGACUUCCUCUUCACUUGUGUGGGCCUGUUAUUGUUCCUGCUCGAUAUCGGGUUGGAUAUGUUGGCUGCCGUGUCCCUCUACCACGAAAAAGCCUAUGUGUACUUCAGCCUCCUGCUGCUGUUCCUCUUUGGCUCCUCGGUGCUGGUUCAGGUGUACAGCUGGCUCUGGUACAGCUACGAUGAGUUUAAGAUGAAGACAAAGAUCGAGAAGGUGCCGAGCAUGAGCCAGCUCAAGGUGCUGCAUGUUUUCCAGCUGGGAAUCUUCUUAAGGUAUGCAGGAGUCAUGGAGAAGUCUGUACAGAGUUUGUAUAAAAAGCGCGCUGAUGCUGAGGGCGUAGCCAAGUUCCUGCGGCAGGAUCUGCGCAUUUUACGCUUCGUUGAGACGUUUUCAGAGAGCGCGCCACAGCUCGCACUCAUGCUCACCAUCAUUCUGCGAGAGGGCCGGCUGGAUCCUGUGACAGUGCUGAAGGCCGUCGGCUCAACUUUAGCAAUCGCCUCCUUUUUGACCACCUACCAUCACUCGGUGCGCUCCUUCCUGUGCGAGAAGGAAAAACAUCACAUAAUCUCUUUGGUUUUAUACUUCUCCUGGAACCUGCUGCUCAUCUCGUCUCGCCUCGCCGCCCUCGCUCUGUUUGCCUCCGUGCUGCCCUGCUUCAUCUUCACCCACUUCAUCUGCUCCUGGCUGGUUUUAUUCUUCUUUGCUUGGCGAUCCAAGACGGACUUCAUGGAUGGUCCUGGUGGAGAAUGGCUGUAUCGAGCCACUGUGGGCCUCAUUUGGUAUUUUGACUGGUUUAAUGUGACUGAGGGGAACACGAGGAACAGGACUGUGCUCUAUCACGGGUUCAUGCUGGCUGAUAUCUCCGUCCUCUGUGGUGUGUGGUGCUGGAGGAUGAGCACAGAUCCUCCUGAAUUUGUGGUACAACCCUUGCAUGCUUUAAUUACAGCUGUGUGUGUUGCUGGAGUUUACGUUCUCGGUCUGUUACUUAAAGUUAUUUAUUAUAAGUGCUUCCAUCCAAACCUUGACGGAGACCAGCUGAAAGGGGCCAGCACAGAGCAGCAACCUGAGUAUGAGCUGACAGGACAAAACAAAGAGGAGCACCCUGAAGAUGGGGUGGGAGUUCAUAGGUCAGUAACCCCACCAGCACACUGCCAUAAAAGAAUGAGGAAGCUGGCCCUGAACUUCUACUCCUGAUGUGCACUUGACAUCCACAGGACGUGGAAACUGAGUCAUGCAGAAUUUAUUAAUGCAGGUCACGGGGCCAUGUGGGA